AUGCCGUCGGCGCCGCAGAGAAACCGCAGCCAAUCUUUAUUCGCAGAAAGUUCGCUCGCUCCGCCAAAAAUGCUCCGUACUGAGCAAUUCCCGUGCCUUCGAUGCGGCAACUUUGGAUCUCCUUCUGGGUAAGUUUCAUCGUUUUUUGGGGCUUUCCUAUGUUUUUUCAAUGCAUUUUUUGACUGUAAUUUGUUUGUCAGGAGGUUUCUGGCAAUUUUGCACUACUUCCCUGUUCCUGAUCGUUUUGAAAACCAAAUUUGCCUCAAAAUGAAGAUUCUGGAAAGAGAUCUUAAUGAGGCCACUAAUUUGACUGCUAUAAUGGCUACUGUAAAGUCAAAGCCUUAAAGGGGCCACUGAAAAUUUUCAUUUUAUAAGAAGAUUCUACCUCAUUUUUAGUGGAAUUUUCGCGCGAAAUUUAAAAUUCAUUUUAACUUUUUAGAGAAAAAGUUUUUUUUUUCCAAUUCCAAUAGUAAAUUCCUUCCUUUUUUCAUAGAGAAACUAAUAGAGAUGCAUUUUCAGAUCCGUCCCCAUGUCGCUGCAGAAAGUGUCUUCAAUGAAUCGGUCGGCCGGAACCAAUCCGGCCAGCCGUGGAACCGAGUCUUCUCUUGAACUCGAGGCUAUCGGUUCGUGGUUAAAAAAUGGAUAAAUUCCGAGAAUUUUGGUGUAAAACUUUGAAAACUGAGGCAUUUUUGCUUUGAAUUUUUUCAGAACUUUUCCCAGAACUUUUGUCAUUUUUUCGCCCUGAAAUCAUAAGAAGAAGCUCAUUGAAAAAGCUAGGAAAAGAAAAUUAUUCACGCAAUUUUCUUAGGCUUCUGAAUUUUUAGGGAAGCUUUCAGCUCGAUAAAAAAUUUUCAAAAUUGAAAAUCAUAAGAAUCUAAUAAUUUAUGCGGAAAUAGGCUUUUGAAGGCGAAUUCACCCUUUUUAAAAUUUUCUUAGGCUUCUGAAUUUUAAGAGAAGCUUUCAACUCGAUAAAAAAAUUUUUUUAAGAUUGAAAAAAAUGAACAAAAAAAUUUUUUUCAAAUCAAGCUUGGAAAUCAAGAAAUAAUUUUUUUCAGCCGCAGUUCACGAACUAUCAUUCGCAGUGCAGUCGAUCAGCGUUUCGGAAAUGUUGCCCAGAACUCCGGACCUCAUUUUCGUCAACGUCACUACUAUUGAAGGUAUAAUAAACCUUCAAACAUAACAAAGAUUAAAAAAAAUUAACUUUUCCAAGAUUUUCCGAACUUUUUUCAAAAAUUACUCUUUUUAGAAGUCAUUAGUUCUAAUAAGAAAAAAAUAAUUUUGAAUGUUUGAGUCAAAAUUUUCAGUUCAAAAGAGAGAAUUUUGAUAUUUUUUUGGACCCAUUGACUUUUUUAGAACAUCAGAACGUUCCGGUAUAUUUUAUAUAGCUUUACAAAAAAUCGUGUUUUUCCAGAAUUCAGUAGUUCUUAAUAGAAAGGAAGAGUUAUAGUAAGAAGUUUUUAGUCUAAAAUUUAAAUAAAAUUGGAUAUUUUUGCACUCAUGGACCAUUAGGACAUCAGAACUUUCUGGUUUUUGGUACAGCGAUUGCAAAAUAAUGCAAGAAAUUAUUAGAGAAUAAUAUUUUUUGGAUGUUUGAUUGCACGUGAAUUGCGCCCCUUUUGCGUCUUUAGUCUUCGGACAGAUCAAAGCCGACUUUUCUCUCUUCUAGAUCCUUCCUUUGAUUGAUUCGCCUUUUCCCUUUUCAUUACGCUGGAAGUUGUGGAAUGUUUGGUCUUGAAUGACGUCUUCUAGAAUCUUCGGAGUCUUUAGAAUAAGCUUCUGGUGAAGAAUUUGAAUAAAAAGUCUUCAUUUUAUUCUUUUCAAACCGUUUUAAAAAGAGCUUGUAUAAAAACUUACAAAAGUCAGGAAUCUUGAAAUUUUUUACUCGACCAAAAAGAGCUUGUUUCUUGGACUUACAAGGUACUUUGAGAUCAGAUUUUUUUGCCCUAGAAAGCUUUUUGAAUGGACUAAGGAGAAGUAAACUUUUAAUAUUUCUUAAAUAAUGCUAGGUUUCAGAGCUUUUUUUAGGUCAAAAAAAUUCAUACUAAAAACAGAAUUUUCUUCAAAAAAGUGCGUCAGGGCAAUUUUUAACGCCAUAAGAGCAAUGAAUUAUACAAAAUUCGGUUUUCCCUAAAAUACUGAGAUUCAGGACAACUCAUCUAAGUCCGAAAAUUAAAAAUCUGUGAUUCCUACGAAAAAUCAGUUUUCUCGAAAAAAGCAGUCAGGGAAUUUUAGAGCACUGGAAAAAAAUGAGUUCAGACUUCCGAUAAAUAACUGAGAAUACGUUUCAGGACAGCCCUACUGUCUGGAGUUGACCCUGAAGGGAUGGCGGAUCACGUCGCUGCGGUCGGACUGCAUGGUCGGCGACUUCACGCGCCUCGACCUCUUCACCAAGUACUACGACUCGCUCUACGCUCUCAUGGACACCAUUUCGCCCGGAUAUCGGGCCCGUUUCGGCGAGAAACUCGCCCAGCGUCUCCGGCUUCUCCAGGUGAUUUCGGAGCUCGGAAAUAGGGAAGAAAUUUGGGAAUCUAAAUGGCCAGGUGUCUCAACGGGCGUAUCCCCGUGUUCUUUUAGACUAUUUGAGUCUCACUUGGGCUAAAACGGGACAAAAACGGGUUGACCCAGCUGUACUUAUUUUGAAAAUUUGAGACCCAAUUGUGCUAAAACGGGACUUCAGCUGUGUAGAAAAUUCCAAAAGUUCCACCAGCUAAACUUAUGCGUGCUCAAUACGGGCACACCCGCUGAUAGCCCAGCACGGCUUUCCACUCAAAAUCCGAUUAUCAAAAGUGAAGGAUAUUUUUGAAGGCCGGCGAAGAAGAUCAACUGGCGCCGUGCGGCAGCCUCAACUCGCCGCCGUACAGUCGCUCGUCGCCAUCGUCGCGGUCGCCGUACUCGUCCAACGAGUCUCUUCCGAUCGUGACGCCCGUCUCGACUCCGGCUGUCGACCCCGGCUUCGACAAGCCCCUCUUCUGA
This is a messenger RNA of Caenorhabditis auriculariae, 2973 nucleotides long. The record is from the annotation of a GenBank genome assembly. Lineage: Eukaryota; Metazoa; Nematoda; Chromadorea; Rhabditida; Rhabditidae.